AAUUAUUUGGUAAAAGAAUUUGGGAGAACAAACUCCGGUCGGCGCCGUGUUUUAGAACCCUACUUGUUGUUCUUCCUUCUUAAUCGCUCUCCGGUCGGCGCCGUGUUUUUCGCGUCUCUCUCAAACUCCAAUUCUCUAUUUUCCGACCAACAGAGAGUAGCGACUGGUUAUUUUCUGUAAAUUUCUGAUAUUUAUCGCUUUUUCUCUGGGGGUUUUCUAAGGUUUUACUUGGAAUCCAAAUCGAUGUUUAUUGUGAUGUUUAGCUAGUUAUGGAAUUGUUGGGUGGAGUUGUUCGCAGUGACGUAGAAGUAGCAUACUCUCGAGUGCAGUGAUGAUUCUGAAGCAGCUGAAACAAUUUACCUUGUCUGCUACUCGCAGAAAUGCUGUUUUCAAAACUGAUGUUAAACGGCUUGCAAGGUUCUAUGGCUCUCCUGCUGUUUGCGAAUCUUUAACAACAUCUAAAAUUCCCAAAAGACUCUCAAAAGAUGAUCGGCGAGCUUUGGUGGAGUCCUUUGUCAACGAAUACAGAGCAACUAAUGCUGGUAGAUUCCCUUCAUUGGAUGCUACUCACAAGCAAGUGGGAGGCUCUUAUUACAUUGUCAGGGACAUCUUUCAAGAGCUGAAACUCAAACCAAAAGCACAUAUGCCAAUCGUAGCUAAAGCCCUCUCAGAAGUCUCUUCUUCUGUACCAGGUGAUGCUUCCUCACACUCCUCUCCAGCACCUGUGCCAACCGUUGAAGCUAAAGCCCUCUCAGAAGUCUCUCCUUCUGUACCAGCUGAUGCUUCCUCACACUUGUCUCCAUCACCUGUGCCAAUCGUAGAAGCUAAAGCCCUCUCAGAAGUCUCUCCUUCCGUACCAGCUGAUACUUCCUCGCACUUCUCUCCAGCACCUGUGCCAAUCGUAGAAGCAGAAGCCCUCUCAGUAGUCUCUCCUUCUGUACCAGCUGAUACUUCCUCACACUUCUCUCCAGCACCUGUGCCAAUCGUAGAAGCUAAAACCCUCUCAGAAGUCUCUCCCUCUGUACCAGAUGAUGCUUCCUCACACUUCUCUCCUGUGGUUGUUGAACCUGAGUUUCAAGCUGGCAGUGUGGAUAUUGAGAUAGGAAGUGAGCAGAGGCCGGAUAUAAUAGAUACUUCUCACUCUAAUUCUGAUGAUGAAAGUAAUUUCCAGGGCAACAACCUUGUCAUUACUGCAAAAGAUGACAAAAGAGAAACAGAGGCAACUCAGGGAAUAGAAAACUCGGAGACUGAUGAAGAGAGGAACUUGACGCACUUAGGCAAUCAAGAGUCAAAAGCAGACCAUCUUGAAGGAGCUGAUGUUUCAGCAGAUGUUGUGCCUACUGAGACCAGACAAAUUUCAGAGACAGGAGCCGGUGAGGUGAAAGAGACGGAAACUGGUGAGGUGAAAGAAAGGUCAAGUUCGUGGAGCAACAUAAUGUCAUUUGCGAAAGAAUUUGCGAACUUUUGGAGAUGAGGGUAGAUAUAGCCAGGGAGCUUUAGACACGCUCAGGAAGGGUAGGUAGAGGUGUGUAAAGUAUACCAGUAGAAGCUGUUUUGUUUUGACAUUUUGCGCAAAGGUUUGGAAUCGACCAAGAUGUCUUAAUCUAGACUAUUAUUGUCCUGCUGGCUAUGAGUCUAGAUUAAAACACACAACAGUUUUAGAGGCUUGUUUUGUGAUCGACCAUUUUGUACAAAGGUAUAGAAUCUCCCAAGAUGUUUAACAUGGUAAUCUAUACUAUCGUUGUCCUACUCACAAUGAGUCUAGAUCAAAGCUCGUAUUUUCGCUAAUUCAUUGUUUGUUCUACAGAACUACAAAUCCAAAUAAAUACUC
Messenger RNA from Arabidopsis thaliana (thale cress), 1831 nucleotides. Its product is annotated as hydroxyproline-rich glycoprotein family protein. Lineage: Eukaryota; Viridiplantae; Streptophyta; Magnoliopsida; Brassicales; Brassicaceae. The transcript is spliced from 5 exons. The coding region runs from base 332 to 1474 and encodes 380 amino acids. The record is from RefSeq and is marked reviewed.